AUGCUCCUCAAUACCACCGUCUGUUUGUCGGUGGAUUUCGACCGCACAGAAGAUUUCCUCGUGUUCAUCUUCCACAUCUUGUUCGCCACCAGUGCUGUGCUGGUGGCCGGCUCGGUAGUCGUCGGGAUCUCAACCAGCCGAUCCUUGCGAGGCCAGAACCGGUUCAUCUUCAUGCUGAACACCAGCAUCAGUGACACCCUGACCGGCUUCUCGGUCUACUACCUCGGCCUCUUCGACGUGAAAGAGGGAUACCCCUCCAGGAACGGGACCUUCUACAUUUUACCAUCAUUCCUCGGUGUAAAUGUCCUUACCUUCCUUUUCGCCCAGUUUGACCGCUACCUUGCAGUGUGUCACCCCUUCUUCUAUAACCGCUACAUAACAAGGCCUGCUGUCAUUUCUAUGUGUAGCUUCUGCUGGAUUUAUACUUAUCUGAUUCUGACUGUGCAGAACUUAGUGCCCAUCUCUAGGGCGGCUCAGAUACACGCGUUCGGUGUGAUGACCCUGCAGGUCAUAGUUCUCAUUAAGGUGGUCAUGACGUUUAAAUUAUAUAUCAUAGCCAGGGGCCAACUGGUGAGAGAGGCACCCAGCGCAGACAGGGAUAGCAAGAAGGAGUCUCUGCGCAUCAUUGUGUUUGUGGUCAUAUGCUUCCUGGCUCUUUGGGGUCCUUCUUUUGUGAACAUUAUUGUCAGGCAGCUGACUGGAAAAGGGCUCAGUUUCAGAAAUGAAGCCACUAAUCUUUUUGCCACCAUGGCCCGGAUGAAUGCGCUGGUCACUCCAGCUGUGUACAUCUGGGGUAGCCCUGCGCUACGGGCGGCCGUGUGGAGAACAGUGUGGCGGAGGGUAUGCCCCAGGAGAAGGGGGAGAGUGGCCUUUAAUGUGACUGGAGUGACCUUUAAGGAGACACCUUCACCAUCAAAGCUACCAUAAAGAAGAUAGACGUGGUAUAAAGCCAGGUUUCACAAGGAAAAGGCUCAAUAUCUCGUUUAUUUACUGUAUUUGAAGAACUGUGGAAUUGUAAUACCAUGUACGAAAAUGAAACAAUAGAUGUGGCAAACGAUUGAUCUCUCUUUUUUUUUCUAAUUUCUUUUUUUGUGUGAGGAUAAUUGCAUAACAGGGAUGCUGGUUGAUCAUGUUAAAAGUCGGGAAUUGAACCCAGAACCUUAUAAAAAAAACUAUGCGUAAUGACAGUCAUGUGACCAGCUCUGAAAUGACGGGAAAUUUCAAGCAACGUCUUUGUGAAUUUAAAAAUCCCAGCAAUGAAGAACGUUUGCACCAAUAUAUUAUAAGCGGAUCCUGCGUAUUUUAAAGUAAAUCAUGAUACUAUUUAAACUUAGUUGGAGAGAUUACAAUCUGCCAUAACCUCGUGUUCAU
Messenger RNA from Cyprinodon variegatus (sheepshead minnow), 1371 nucleotides. Its product is annotated as 12-(S)-hydroxy-5,8,10,14-eicosatetraenoic acid receptor-like. Gene Ontology annotation, molecular function: G protein-coupled receptor activity. Gene Ontology annotation, biological process: G protein-coupled receptor signaling pathway. Lineage: Eukaryota; Metazoa; Chordata; Actinopteri; Cyprinodontiformes; Cyprinodontidae. Bases 1 to 927 code for a protein of 308 amino acids. The transcript has 2 exons. The record is from RefSeq and is a predicted model, not a curated record. Gene Ontology annotation, cellular component: membrane.